AUGGCGAGUCGGCGGGAACGGAGGCUUCCGCCCGCACCCGCUUUCCAGAUGGAGAACCCCUUCAGCGUGAAGGUUCUUCAGGUCUUCACUGGCGCCGGCGUCGGCUGCGGCGUCGGAAUCGGCGUCGGCCGCCCCAUCUACCUAGGUAUGAUACUGGGCCUUCAACAAGUUAUGAGUGCCACAAGAGGUGCAACCGAUUCUUUUUCUGGUGUCACGAGACAUGUUAAUUCUGCUCUAAGGAAAGCAGGGUUAAAGAACAUUGAAGCGGGCAUUGGAUGCGGAGUUGGUAUAGGACAUGGUUUUGGGAUAGAAAGACUGGUCGUGAUUAUUUUCAAUUAUAGUGGCUCAUCAAGUAAAAACAUCUUUAAUCUCUUACCCGCUCAGUAUAUCUGUUCUUCUCUUGAUGGCCACAUAAUAGAAGUUUUGUCCAAGUUAACUUCAAAGCUGAGGGAUUCCAGUGGGGAGACAGCUACAUCAGAUCUUACCUCUGGGUCCUUGCCUACCAGUGGACAAACACCCAAUGGUAUGUCCAUGGAUCUAGAGGCUAAGGCAUUCAAAAGCGAUUUCCACCAUACUUCAAGCAAUGAAAUAUCACAAGUACAGCCGACUCAUGAAUUGCGUGACCAGAAUGGGAUGCCGCAAGAGAUGAUAACAGGAGGUCGAACUGAAAAGGUCAUUGCCAACUUUCUGCAGAGUCCCCUGUUCCAGAAUGAUACAAAAACGGACAUCAGGGAUGCAGCUGUAAAUUUGCAUGGGACGGACAAUGUGUUGCAAAUCGUGCUGAAGCACCAAAGAGUUAUCGAAGAAUUACGAGACGAGAAUGAAAAGCUGCGUCAGGUGCUCAUAGAGGAACUUAAGAUUUCACCAGCUAAAUUACAAUCGGAUCGGACAAGUGGAGUGAAGGCCUACUAUCCAUGCUCGGAGUGCUUUGACUGCCGCCGUCGAAGUCGGAAAUCAAACAGAUAG
Triticum turgidum subsp. durum (durum wheat) is the source of this 966-nucleotide messenger RNA. The record is from the annotation of a GenBank genome assembly. NCBI's taxonomy places the organism in Eukaryota, Viridiplantae, Streptophyta, Magnoliopsida, Poales, Poaceae.